This is a messenger RNA of Toxotes jaculatrix (banded archerfish), 549 nucleotides long. RefSeq lists its product as uncharacterized. The record is from RefSeq and is a predicted model, not a curated record. NCBI's taxonomy places the organism in Eukaryota, Metazoa, Chordata, Actinopteri, Toxotidae. The coding region runs from base 1 to 549 and encodes 182 amino acids. Gene Ontology annotation, molecular function: syntaxin binding. The transcript is spliced from 3 exons. Gene Ontology annotation, biological process: neurotransmitter transport.
AUGGAGUCUGUGGUGAAAGUGAAAAAGUCACUGAGGACACCCAUCAGGAAGCUGACCAGCUGUGUGUCGAGGGUGAAGGAGAGGAAGUUGUGCGCCAAACCCAGGAACAAGAGGGGCAGAGGUGGGGGAGGCAGAGGAGGAUGCAAGAGGCUGGGGAGGACCCCUCCACUCCAAACUGCACAUCCCAAAGACCCUUCAGUCAUCUGCUCGUAUCAGGCAGACCUGGAGAAGGAGAGAAAACAGCGGGAAACGAUGAACGCUCAGAAGAAUGCACAGAGAGCAGCUAUGAGAGCUCAUUUCAGGAGAAAAUACCAGCUGUCUGAGAACCCGAAGGACACAUACCACCUGAGGACUGUUGGAGGGAAAGUGUCGCUCCCUCAUGAGCUGUCAAAGAUCAUUCGUCCUGAAACCAAAACCAAAGAGGACGGCUUCAACCUGCUGAGUGCCUUUCAGGGCCUCAGCUUCGGCACAACUCUGCUCACAGGGAGGAAACACAGCAAGACGCCCACUCCUACACCAGCAAGUGGGGACUCUUGUAAAGUCAUGUGA